Blastocystis hominis is the source of this 1230-nucleotide messenger RNA. RefSeq lists its product as hypothetical. Gene Ontology annotation, biological process: transsulfuration. The record is from RefSeq and is a predicted model, not a curated record. The coding region runs from base 1 to 1218 and encodes 405 amino acids. Gene Ontology annotation, cellular component: mitochondrion. Gene Ontology annotation, molecular function: thiosulfate-cyanide sulfurtransferase activity. Lineage: Eukaryota; Bigyra; Opalinata; Blastocystidae. The transcript is spliced from 3 exons.
AUGCAAAGAACAUUUAUUUGCGUAGACAGGGAAAAUACUAAGACGGCCGAUAGUUUCUCACAUUCCUUGUUCAGGUUCAAAAUGACGCGCAAACUAGCCUACCCUGCAUUUUGCAAAUCGAUUCGCUGUCUAUUCAUUCACAAUCAACACAAAGCAAAAGGAAGCAAUGGGAGGGGUUUCAUUUCUGUCUCUCCCCAAUACUUUUACCCUCAAUUCUGUAUGUUGGCUUUUAGGUGCAUUACCAGAACAGCUUGCUCUAGCCUUGCACGACCAAUCAGCUAUUAUGCUUCCAAUCCCAGUGAGUGUUUUUUUCUGUUUUUAAGGGCAGGUCUUGUGUCAACAGAGUGGGUAUUUAAUCGUCUUGGCUCUGUGAAAAUUCUCGACACCACACGACACAUUACUCCCAAAAAGAAUGCAAAGACUGAGUUUAUGACCGUUUUUUUGUUUAUCGUGACUUACAUUCAGAAGAGACUUCCCAACGCCCAGUAUCUGGACCUUCUUCAGUUAUGUACCGCUCAGGGACCGCUUUUGAAAACGCUUCCCACUGAAGCCCAGUUUAAGGAAGCGAUGGAAACUCUCGGUAUUAGCGACACCGACGACAUUGUCCUUUACGACUCUCAAGGUCUCUACAGCUCUGCAAGAGUGUGGUUUAUGUUCCAAGUAUUUAAUCGAAAUGCUCGCGUGCAUAUCAUGAAUGGCGGCAUUACUCGGUGGGAAACGGAGAAAUACCCCAUCGAAACGGGUCCGGCGAAGACGUGCGAAAAGCGAGGCUCCUUUAAUAUCGAUGAAAACUUCAACAUUGUUUGUUCUCUCGCCGAUGUGAAGCAGCGCGUGAAGGACUACGAGAACGGAAUCACCAAGCGUUCCGUUGUCGACAUGCGACGCGAUUGCUGCUUCCACGGCACUUGCCGCGUCCCCAUCGCGGGCAUUCCCAAGGGGCACAUUCCCGGGGCGGUGAACGUUCCCUUCCACUAUUUGACGGAUCCAUACAACAACUACAUGAUCCGCAACCCCACGGAGCUGCGCGCCAUCUUUGAAAAGCACGGCGUUAUCAUCGGGGAGCCGGAGAAAAUGAUUUUCAGCUGCGAUUAUGGAUUGUCGGCGUGUGUGGGGUUGUUUGCGAUGCAUUUGCUGGGACGGCCGCUGGAUAGUUGUGCGGUUUUUGAUGGGUCGUGGAUCGAGUAUGCGCUCGACAAGGAUACAAAGAAGGAACUGUAAGGCUUAUCGUUG